CACACAUAAUGAUGUUACUACAAUGGUUAAGUUACAUUAAUAAGCAAGUUUAAUUUAUCUUCUUUUGGGAAAUAAUAAUUAAACUACCCCCAACUACCAAGGCUCUUUUUAUGAUAUUAGGACACUUGUAUCACAAUAUAAUUAUAAUAAAUAUAAUAUAAUAAAUAUAAUAUAUAAGCAAUAUUAUAAGCAUUCAGAAAAUGCUCUUCAUCACAAAGUUCUAUUAAUUUCAAGGCAAAUAUAAGCACCAUGUCAUUUUACCUAAAACUAAGUAGAACUAACUAAAAUGCAUAAACACUGUUACAGGCAAUGCAUUACUUUGUAGGCAAAAAUAAGUAGUUUAUCUCCUGAUAUUAUUCAGUGUACUUACAGUUGGCUUGGAUGAGUUUCAACAGCAGCAGAAAGAGCAGCAUGACCAUGGUUAAUGUCAGCACGGAAAGCAGCACUGAAGAUCAGCUGGACUAUAUCUACCAGACCCCUCCGCAUAGGGUAAGGAAAUCACAUCAACACUGUUCCUCAGGUUUCCAUAGUUCUGAUUUCAGUACUCAAGAGGUGCUAUGAAUCAAACAGUGCUUGAUUCAACUGAACAAGUUGGGCUUUCAGCAGCAUUGCCCUUCCUGACCUUCUCAUAACACAUAGUGUGUUCUCACUGAAUCACUUCAAGGUAAUGGACAUGUAUUAAGACAAGCUCAAACACAUCUGGUAAGCCUCCCUAACUCUGCAUGUGAUAAUUAAUCAGUCCCUUGUUAAAAAGGCUAAUGUACUACUAAUAUAAUGGUCAUUUUUAAUAUAAAACCAAUCCUAAAGGCCUCAUAUAAGAAUUUAGCAAUGAUGGGAUCGACUCUCGGGAAUUGUCAUGGAGAGGGUGAAUAACCAGCACUCUCUCUAAACAGUCUACUACGACUGAGGUGAGACCCUUAAGCAAGGCAUUGGCUGUCACACAAAUUCUGAGCAUGGGUCACCAUACUUGGUCACUCUUCCCUUUACACUUUGCUUCAGCUCAAGUACCAGAGCUUAGUCUUGUGUUGAUGCCAGUCAGUGAACUGUUCUCCUCCGGAUCUCUGUUUCCAUCUGCUUUGCUUUGCUAAGGCCAUCAGUAACUACAAACCAAACAUCUCCACUCCGAUGGUCACAGACGUAACCUUUCUUAAUGAGUUAAAUGACUUCUAUGCAACAAGGAGAUGGCCACCAAGAUCACACCCUCAGCAAACCAUCAAACCCUCAAACUCACCUCCACAGAUGUCUACACAGCAUUGAUUUGGAUCGAUGCACACAAGGCUGCUGGCCCCAACAGCACUGUGCUCAUGGCAUGUGCAGAGCAGCUCGCAGGGGUCUUCACAGAAAUUUUCAACUUGUCCCUCCCCCAAGCAACUGUGCCAAUAUGCUUUAAGUCCGCAUCCAUUGUGCCAGUGACGAAACACUCCUCCCCGACGUGCCUGAAUGACUACUGCCCUGCAGCACCCAUUGUUAUGAAGAGCUUUGAGCGACUGGCCCUGGCACACCUCAAGAACUGCCUCCCACCCUCACCGGACGAACACUGACUUUGCUCACACACUUGGACAUUAACAACACAUAUGUAAGGAUGUUGUUUUGGAUUUAAGCUCAGCAUUCAACAUUGUCAUUCCUCCAAGCUGACCACUAAACUUGGACACCUGGACAUUAACACCUCCCUAUACAACUGGAUUAUGGACCUUUUGACCAACAGACUUCAGCAUGUUAGGUCAGGCCACAUAUGCUCCACCACCAUCACACUCAACAUUGGCGUACCACAUGGCUGUGUGCUGAGCCCAUUCCUCUACUCUCUACACCCACGACUGCAGACCUAUGCAUGGAUCCAACUCCAUCAUCAAGUUUACACCACCUCCUACCAAGAGGAGGUACAUCACCUGGUCGCAUGGUGUGCUGUCAACAACCUGCUCCUUAACAUCAGUAAGACAAAGGAGAUUAUAAUGGACAUGGAAAGCAUGCAUGACCCCUUCCACAGUAACAGGAUGGUUGUUGAACAUGUCUCCAGCUUUAAGUUCCUGAGAACCAUAUCUCGGAGGAGCUGUCUUGGUCAAGAAGGCUCACCAGCGCCUCUUCUUCAUUAGCACACUGAAUAAGAACCAGUUAUCCUUUGCCAUCCUGGUGAACUUCUACUUUUAUGAGACUGAGAGCAUCCUGACCAGUUGUAUCACAGUCUGGAAUCGGAACUGCUCAGAUACUGACAGCAAGGCACUCCAAAGAGUGGUAAAAACCGCCCAAGAGAAACACCACUUGUUAAGGACCGCAUUCUUAAGGAUUCAUUUCACCCUGACCAUAAAGUGUUCAGCCUCCUGUCCUCCAAGAGGCUCUUCAGGAGCCUACAGGCAAGGGUCAGCAGACUCUCAGUAUGUAAAUUCUGUCUAAUGACAUCCCCCCACACAAGUCACCCCCUCCUAAUCACCACAUCUGUUUUUUUUUGUCACACUUGUUAUCACUUGCACUAAUGUUCAACAGAUCAUUCUCAUUCGAAAUCUUGCAUUAUUUUUCUAAUGUCUAAUACAUAUGCAUUUUUAAAUGAUAUUCAUUGUUUCUGCAUAUAGUGUACAUACACAGAUUCAUAUCCAUCUGUAUAGCAUGUUCAUAGUACACCCAUCCCUAUAUCAUUUCGAAUAGUAUUUGAAUUAUGUAAAUGUAAUGUUAUGUAAUGGUAUGUAAAGUAUGUCCAUAGUACUACCUUAUCUGUAUAUUCAUUGUACAUUUGUAACAUAUUGUAGAUAUUGCAUAUCCCACGCUUUUGGUUAGAUGCUAACUGCAUUUCGUUGCCAUGUACCUUUCAUGUAUAAUGACAAUAAAAUUGAAUCUAAUAUGCCAUUACUUUUCAGUCAUCAACCGCAUUUACUCUUCUCUGACAAAGUCUUGUCAUGCUUUGUGGACUUUUUAUAACUGCUGUUCUUAAAAUACCAGUGAAACUAACAGUUGGGCUGUUAAGCUUACAGAUGCUCCUGCACAAAUUAUAUUAAACCCUAUAACAAUGGGUAUAUAACAUCAUUUUUUCCAACCCCUGUAUCUUUUUAUUUAUGCUGAUGUGAAAAUUCAUCAAUAUUGAAAAUUCAUUCAUUCAUGAUUUCUUAACUGCUGACUUUUACGUUCCAGUCUAAAGGGGUGGUUACAUUUACCAUUCUUCUGUAAAUUUUCCAGUUAUUUAAAUAGGAAUCCAUACGAUCAGGAACUUUGCAUGAGGCCAAAAUAUUUCACUACGCAGAUCUCACAAUGGCUUCAAGGUGGUCAUGCGAAUUCGCCAACUCUCUAAAAGAAAGCUUCUUGCGUUGACUUCUGUGUGAGACGGUACACAAUGGCUAAUAUGAUCGCACCUUAAAUGUAAAUCUUUGUCAACUCCCAAACGUUUUCACCAUUACAUUUAAUUCAGGACGCUGGACCAAACGUUUGCCUUCCCUUCUCACACAAGAGCAUUUUGUUUCAGAGAUACAUACCACGUUUCUGCCUACGUCAAAGGAAAGAGAAUCACAAUAACUCCUGAACACUAGUUACAUACAACAAAGACGAUGCAGCGCCAAUAAAAAGAAUUUCAUAUUUAGUAUCUCGUUUGAUUUCCAAACAAUGAGAGAAGAGAAAUCAACAUUAUUUUUCUAAACAAAUCUCACGAGGCGGUAUGAGAAUACAUAUUCAUUACAUCCAAGGUGGGACUUCAGAUAAAUGGCGAACUCAUCCUUCUAGGUGGAGCUCUCCCCUGAGGAUAUAGACGUGCAUUUAUACAGUCAAACGAUAUUGGAAAGACCUUGUUCGCAGGUGCUUUGGUUACCACCACCCUGUUGCCCUUUCCUCCCGAUUUCACUGUCACCCGAUAUCCUAUUCUCUGACAAACUGUUUUGUCAAAUGAAAAAGUCUAUAGGUAUUUGAUUUCCCCUAAGAGAGCAGCUCUCUGUGUAUGAAUCAAAGGCAAGGUCUUAGACAUGAUAGCUUCAAACAAGAGGAGGCGAUCACAGGUAUUCAGGGCUUUUGGGUCAGCCCAAGUCUUGGCAUGUUAUUGUUUCUGUCCCCGUGAAUAGUUAGUGUACAAACAAGACCAUAAAACCUAAGGGACAGAUGUGGUUACACUAUAAAAGCAAAGACAAUAUCUCAGCUAAGUUAGUGCCGGUAGAAGUUAGUGGAUUUUAGCUGCUGAGGAUUGAGUUUUCGAUGCUCAGGACCACUCAAACAUGAAGAAAUGCCUUGAAUACACCGUGCUCCUCGUCAUCUCUACGCUUCACGGCUCUCUGCAGCAGAGAAUCAUCGGAGGACAGGAGGUUGAUCCCUACUCCAUAAAGUACCAGGCCUCUGUCCAGUACAACAACUAUCAUUACUGCGGAGGCACGCUCGUACACCCUCAGUGGGUGGUUAGUGCCGCCCACUGCUGGAGACCGAGCUAUUUAAUCAAAGUGGUUUUGAGCGAGCAUAACCUCUCCAUUAAAGAGGGAGUCGAGCAGGUGUUCAAUGUGUCCAAAGCCCUGGUGUAUUACAUGUACAAUUACAGGACGUUUGACAGUGACAUUAUGCUCUUGAAACUGGAAAAGCCUGCAGUGCUCAAUGCAUACGUUCAGCCAGCUGUGAUGCCGAACUCGCUCGCACCCUUACAAGGCGGCACAAUUUGCACGGUGAGCGGCUGGGGCGUCACUCAGGUCUACAGUUAUUACCUGUCCCCUGUCCUGCGCGCGGUGGACGUCCAGAUCAUCCCUCAGUGUCAAUACUACUACUACUACAGAAUCACAGACAACAUGUUGUGUGCCGGCUCUCCGCUGGGCGGCAAAGACUCCUGCCAGGGCGACUCUGGCGGGCCUCUCGUCUGUAAUGGUUAUUUUGAGGGGAUCGUGUCCUGGGGCAUCAGUUGUGCCAACCCGUAUUUCCCUGGAGUCUACACCAAAGUCCGCAACUACGUCUCUUGGAUCAGCUGGGUAAUCGAAAAUGACGUCACCAGCUAGAAUGUUCCUUUUUGAAGGUCAUUGAACUGCCACACUGUAGAAUUGACACCAGACGGUCGAAAAGACCCAGUAUACUGAGUACGCGGUCAGCGUCUGUUAGAUAAGAUGAAUACCAGCAUCAAAACUUGUUUUAUUCUGUUAUGCUCAGUUUAUCAAUGAAAGAAAGGGCAGUGCAGGUUUGGAUGCCGCACUGCAAAAAAAAAAUAUUUCUUAAUAUUUGCUUCUUAAUAUUUUUGUUUUGUUUUAUAGUACGGAUAUUUGAACAUUCUUGAAUGGAGAGGCAUUUAUCUGAGAUGCAAAAUAGCUUAAAAAUUAAUAAUAUGAAGUCU
Messenger RNA from Puntigrus tetrazona (Sumatra barb), 5269 nucleotides. Its product is annotated as trypsin-3. The record is from RefSeq and is a predicted model, not a curated record. The transcript has 6 exons. Gene Ontology annotation, molecular function: serine-type endopeptidase activity. Gene Ontology annotation, biological process: proteolysis. Lineage: Eukaryota; Metazoa; Chordata; Actinopteri; Cypriniformes; Cyprinidae. The coding region runs from base 4182 to 4940 and encodes 252 amino acids.